AUGGCCAUGCUGAGAGUGUCAUCCUACCGCCGGCUGUUUGAGGAGGAGCAGUGGGGCAGGGCCCACGGGUCCGCCCUGAUGUGUGGAGGACAGUACCGUGCCUCGGCCAGGGGCGGGGCUGCAGUCUGCGAGUUUGGGGAGCCUGACUUCGAAGCCUCACGGACCCUGAACAGAGAGGCCAUGUCUCGUUUCGUGAAGGAGCGCACCCUGAUCGCCGCUCUCAACGACCGGCUGGCUUUCCUCAUCGAAACGGCCCGAUGUCUGGAGGAGGAGAACGAGUCUCUGGAGGCCCAGAUCCUGGAGCUGGAGGAGAGGCUAGGCAGCCAGGAGACCGCCGUCACCUCCACCGCCGCGCCGCCUGACCUCAGCCUGGAGGCCGUGGUGGAGAGACUGCGCAGAGAGAAGGAGGAGAUCUUGUGUGACACCGCCAAGCUGAGGAAGGAGCUGGUGCUCCUGCAGACACGGCAUGAGGAAGCAGUCAAGCAGAGGACCGUCAUCGAACUGGAGAGAGACGAUGUCACCAUGGAGGUGGAUGCAAUUACCACAGAAUGCCUGGCCCUGAGGGAACAAGUCGCCAUCUACGAGGAGCAGCUGGCCAGGAUGCAGAAGGAGCAUGAGACGACGGUUGAGACCCUUGUUGAACCCGGUGAUGGUGUUCCCAUGGUAACCCUGGAGUUCCCGACCCCCGAUGCCACCCCUGCCAUCUUGGACAUCAAGGAGUAUUACUAUCAACUGGCAGAGAGUCUUAAGUAUGAAACGAGGGUGGCAGCGGCCGUCGCACUGAGGGACAGGAAGCCAGGGGAGGUGGUUAAAGUCCCCGGGGCGAAAGUGACAGAUGUCUCCAAAGUGACGGACAUCGGUGAGCUGAAGGACCUGAUCGCGGAGCUUCAGAGGGAGCUGGUAGAGCUGGAGAGGCGCGGCGGGGAGCUGGAGGCUGAGAUAGAGGCAAGCAGAGCGGCCCACCUGGAGGAGAUCUCAGAGCUGGAGUGCUGCGUGGCGGAUCUGGAGGAGGCGCAGGCGGAGCUGCAGGCACAGAUGAAGGAGCAGUGUGCAGACUACGAGGAGCUGCUCAGUCAGAAGAUGUCUCUGGAUAUUGAGAUCACAGCCUACAGGGGCUUGGUGGAAGAGGAGGAAGAGAGGCUAUGCUACCUGUAA
Messenger RNA from Megalops cyprinoides (Indo-Pacific tarpon), 1155 nucleotides. RefSeq names its product vimentin-related 2 (gene vimr2). The transcript has 10 exons. Lineage: Eukaryota; Metazoa; Chordata; Actinopteri; Elopiformes; Megalopidae. The record is from RefSeq and is a predicted model, not a curated record. The coding region runs from base 1 to 1155 and encodes 384 amino acids. Gene Ontology annotation, biological process: skeletal muscle organ development. Gene Ontology annotation, cellular component: sarcolemma; cell-cell junction; Z disc.